GUCAGAGGGAGUGGCGCAGCCGGACGGGUCUGGGCGCAGCAGGAAAAAAAAACUCACUAUUCGACUGCGGAAGUUCGACUUUGUUCGCAAAGAAGAUCUCCGAGGCCGUCGUCCUUGUUUGUGGUGCCAGUGAGCAAGAAUGGGGAGUGAUUCACACCACAGACAGCCCGAGAUGAGAGGACCGCUGAAUGGUGACUUAAAAGUUCUCCUGCUCAUUAUGAAAGGUUAGCAGGACACCUGGGGAGUUGGUCUAAGUUUCACCAGUGCAAUGGAAAAACAGGAAAAGAGUACCAGAAUUGGGUAUCAAACAUGGUUUCCCAAUGUAAUCGCCUUAGCUUGCCCUUAAUGAGUCCAGCCGGUGCCACACUGACAAUCGGGGGUGUGGAGGACACCAUUUACAGAGACAAACCAGGUGAGGUGAAUGGAUGGGGGAAGUUCUACCUCGAGGACGAGGUGAACAUGCAAGUCAUCGGUGUCGUGGAGGGCACCUAUUGCCCGUACGACCUGGUUCUGAUGACAUGUGAGGACAAGAAGAUCUACGCUUACGAUGGAGAGGAGCUGCACCUGGUGGCACCUGGUCUGAAACAGCUGCGUGACGAGGGAAUUGAGUAUCCAGCAUCCAAGAGCUACUACAACGGAGAGGCCUUCAAAAAUAUGACAGAGGAGGACUGGGACAAAGUGAGAAAAGGUCCUGUGGGAAGGAGGUUGGACGAGGAGCAUCGGAAAGUUGUGACAGCAAAUAAAUCCCGAUUCAUACAGAGUCUCAAGAACAGCAGAAUGAAGAGACGCAUGAGGCUUAUUGAGGCUUCAUGAAGAUGGGAAUUGUUUAAUCAUCAUCUGGGAUGUUACUUGUGAUUUUAUGCACACAGUGUUUUGUUGUGGGUACUGAACUGAACAGUCCAACAUCUGUGGCUGAGCGACAGACACCCGCUGCGUCCACCGUACAGCAUCAUCUGCAGGAAAAGGAUCAGCUUCAGUGAGAGGAGGCUCAUUGUCCUGCUCCGCUGACAGACUUGAAAUCUUGCUGAGCUUUUAUGUGUUGUUUUUUUUUUUUUUCAAAAUGUCUCAUCACAGGAUUGCAAGCAGCCCAUGAUAGCAUAAAGUCUCUUAUUAAGUCAUUAAGUCUUUUUAUUCUAAAUUUUCCCCUUGUAGGACUACUAAAGGCCCAAAUAAUUAAUCAAUUCAUCAAUUAAAUAAUUCAUUCAUUCAUUCAUUCAUUAUGUCAUGUCAGUCAAAAUGAACUCUACUUGUGACUGCUGAAUAGCCAUUCUCUAUAAGAUUAACAGUCGUCAUUUCAAGUCCUGUCCAGCAGAGUCCUGCAGAACGUGGAUCUGCCACUCGAGAAGAUGCUCUUCACACUGCGCUACAACAGAUGACAUUCGCUGUGAAGUGGAUGAAAA
This is a messenger RNA of Salarias fasciatus (jewelled blenny), 1400 nucleotides long. RefSeq lists its product as uncharacterized. Lineage: Eukaryota; Metazoa; Chordata; Actinopteri; Blenniiformes; Blenniidae. The coding region runs from base 310 to 813 and encodes 167 amino acids. The record is from RefSeq and is a predicted model, not a curated record. The transcript has 7 exons.